Messenger RNA from Wyeomyia smithii (pitcher-plant mosquito), 2645 nucleotides. Its product is annotated as NECAP-like protein CG9132. Bases 368 to 1096 code for a protein of 242 amino acids. Gene Ontology annotation, cellular component: membrane; clathrin vesicle coat. Lineage: Eukaryota; Metazoa; Arthropoda; Insecta; Diptera; Culicidae. The record is from RefSeq and is a predicted model, not a curated record. Gene Ontology annotation, biological process: endocytosis. The transcript has 4 exons.
CAAGUGUCAACUUUCGAAAUACAACAAAAGAUUUUUUUACAGCCGAGUCAGUGCAGUGGAAUUUUCUUUAGCUGAUCUUGAUCGUCUGUAGCAGUGUUUUUUUUUCACUCUAUCAGCGAAAAGUUUGCUGACGAAUCAAUUACUUAUCCUCGUGGUUUGGUAAAGUAUUCUAAUACCAAUAGCGGUAUCGGAUUUACGAUAGUGAAAAGUGUGUUCUGAUUUGGGGGGCGUUUCGAUUUUUCCCAGCGCAAUCCACAUUGCUUUCUUAGCUUCUUAACAAGUAUAAACACCUAGAUUCAACCAAAAGGCGAUAUAUAACUGAAACCACUUCUGAAACGAGCGAUAAGCGACAACCAGAUCAGCAACAAUGGAGUACGAGAGCGUUCUGCUUGUAAAGCAGGAAGUGUUUGUUUACAAAAUCCCCCCGAGGCAAAGCAAUCGGGGUUAUCGGGCAGCGGAUUGGAAUCUUAACGAGCCUACCUGGACGGGACGAUUGCGAAUGGUAUCCAAAGGGAAAACGUUGGCUGUUAAGCUGGAGGAUAAAACGAGUGGGGCUCUGUUUGCUAACUGCCCGGUCGAGGCAUACCCAGGGGUGGCCAUAGAAUCCGUGUCGGAUAGCUCGCGAUAUUUUGUGCUACGAAUACAGGAUGACAAUGGUCGAAAUGCUUUCAUUGGUCUUGGUUUCGGGGAUCGAUCUGAUUCCUUUGAUCUGAAUGUGGCUCUGCAGGAUCACUUUAAAUGGGUCAAAAACGAAGAGCAAAUUGAGAAGGAAAAAGUCGAGCCUAAACAGCAGUUGGAUCUGGGAUUCAAGGAAGGAGAGACUAUUAAAAUUAAUAUGAAAAUAACGAAAAAGGACGGAUCGGAAGCCAGCGCCCGCUCAGGGGGAGCAAAGAAGGCAGGAGGGCUUGGACUACUGCCACCUCCACCAGGUGGCAGCAAAAUCGCUCCGCCGCCUACGGCUGCAUCGCCUUCCCAUCAACCCACGGCAGGAUCCGGGGGUCAGACGGAAUGGGGCGAAUUCACUUCAGCUGGAGCGAAACCUCCAACAGCAGCGACAACGCCGAGUAAAACCAACGCAAAUUGGGUUCAGUUUUAAGCGGGAGGUAAGAUCGAUCUAAACUACGUUUCAGCAUAAAAGAAGAGAAUCGAAACAUGGAGCUAUUGCUUGCCCCCGCGUUUUCGAACACGUAAAGCAUUAUUAACUCAACCACCACGACCAGUGAACAUUCGUCAGUCUCAUCAACUGUUGUUCCAACUCGAACACAUUCGUUAACUAUAGCUCGAAUUCAUGAUAGAUGAAUGCGGUGUGUGGUUGUUAUGUUCACUAUUAUACUAGCAGUGAAUUUAAUUGUUAAUCGUAAUACAAAACAGGACAAAAUGCAUAAUAAUGUAGUACAUACAAUCUAAGUGUGAACACUAUAUUCAUAUACAACACACAUACAACAAUACUUAACAGAAACGAACGGAAAUGCAUUCCGUUUAAUUUCGAACUGUUUAAUUUUUAAAUUUGCUAAAUCUUCACGCUUGUCGAAUGGUUAUUUAAACAAGCCAUUAAAUUUGUUUAGACAACGCUAGUAUGCAAAUUAUCAUGGACGGUUUGUUCACGUUUGAUUCGCUAACAAUAGAAAAGGUUUCUCGGAAUAAUACAGGCGUGUAGAAACAAUAGCAGAAUGUUUAGUACAGAGGGUCCUGUAAUUUCAGUUUAAAAUGGUAAUUUCCAAACACACCAGCAGAAAAAAGAUGAUAUACUCAGAAUAAAAACAGCAAACACAAUAUCUAUAUCCCAUGAGUAGUAGUUGUAAUGAAAUUUAUGAAAACAAAAAAAAACAUUAGUGGUAGAAGUCGCUUUUGAGGAUUCAAACGAAAGGAAAGCAAUGUUAACUGAUGCGGGGAACAGACAAAAAAAAACAAAGAGAGAGACAGAGAAAGAGAGCAAGUAGUGCAGAAAGGCAACGUAUAAUAAUCAAAUUAAAACUAGAUAAACAUUUCAAAAGGUCCUAUCUGCUUUCAUCGUUUUCCUGGAGCGUCUUUUCAUUUUGGUAAUGGUUCAGCUUCAGUAACUCUCCCAAGCGUGGUUUUCGUUCAUAAGGCUAGAUUGAUCACUUCGCUAUCAACUUGUGCAAAUAACGUGUCAUAAAAGGUGUUCAAUAAGUUGUAGUGUUUAAAUGAAAGUUAUCGACCAUCAUCAAAGCAGAUAGGACCUUUUGAAAUGUUUCUCUAGAAAAGAAAGUAAAAACAACCUAUUUAUAAUCUUAAGACACCCCCGCUGCUCAAAUAUGCACAUCGGGACAAUGAUUUUCUGGCGUGAGAUAUGUUUAAUUUUGGUUGGAAACUGCCGAGAGUUCUCAGCUACCGCAACCUUGUUUUGAUAUACAUACUUUGUGUUGUGCGCAUUUUCUUUUUAUUUGCACCUGCUCGCGGAUAGAGAAUGCAAUAGUUUUCUGCAAUAAUAUAUAUGCUGUAUAAUAAAGGCAAAGAGUAAUUCCACUGUUUACGUUGAUAAAUUCUUAUUUUAUAAUCUUUUUUCUUUGUGUAUAUUUAGCUUAAUAUGAGACGAAUAUUAAGUGAGAGCAAACAUUAUUGCAAAUGAAGUAAUUUUAAGUUGCAAAAACUAUUAGGAUAUCAAUAAAUUGUAACGAAAUGUU